AUGCAGCUGCUGCCCGCGCUGCACUCCUGCCUGGCGGGGGACCCGGCGGCCGAGCUGCUGCCGGAGCGACCAGGGUCGGAGCCCUGCCCUUCGCUUCGCGGCGCGCCGGGUACGUCGCGGGAGCACGAGUUCUUCGAGGUUCCAGGAGGAGAGGGCGGUUGUCGGCGGGGCAAAUACAGGCACCUCUACCUUCAGGACGCUCAACAGGUGACAGAGGCGCCGGAGGCCCCCAGGGUGCCUGAGUUUACCUGUCAGGUGGCAGGCUGCUGCCAGGUGUUUGACAGCCUGGAGGACUAUGAGCACCACUACCACACUCUGCACAGAAACGUCUGCUCCUUCUGCAGACGGGCCUUCCCCUCAGUGCACCUGCUGGACGUCCACAUCCUGGAGUGGCAUGACUCACUGUUUCAGAUCCUGUCCGAAAGGCAGGACAUGUAUCAGUGCCUGGUGGAAGGCUGUGCAGAGAAGUUCAAGACCAGCAAAGACAGGAAAGAUCACCUGGUGAGAUGUCACCUCUACCCUGCGGACUUCCGAUUUGAUAAGCCAAAGAAAAGCAGAGGCCCAGCCACACCCGGGGCCGCUGUACGAGCGUCCGCAGAAGCUCCGAGGGAUGACGGGGAGCAAUCAGGAGGGGAUGCCAUGGAAGUCUGCUCUGAACACGCGGCCUCCCUCCCAGAGCCUGUGGGCGAGCGGCGGACCUCCAGCCACAGAAUACCUUCUACCAUCUGUUUCGGUCAAGGUGCAUCACGAGGAUUUAAAAGCACCAAGAAAAAAAAGGGACACCAGUGACAACGUGGACGGAGAGCCACAGAACUCUGAGCUGACUCUGAGCGAGCGGUGGCCUUUCGCAGGAUGGGGCGUCAGUGUUGCACUUUCUCUCGCGUUCUGGCGCGGCCGCCCUCAGACUCAGGCCUUUGCCACCCUCCAUCUCAGCCCAGCUCCGUGUCGCUGAACAACUGUGUGACAGCAGAAGCAGUGACAGACCCACGGAUUCCCGACACAUGCUCUGGUGAAUGAAAUGGCCCGCCAUGCCACCUCCCUGUGCAGGGCC
Molecule: messenger RNA, 1051 nt
Organism: Puma concolor (puma)
Lineage: Eukaryota; Metazoa; Chordata; Mammalia; Carnivora; Felidae
Source: RefSeq, a predicted model, not a curated record